Molecule: messenger RNA, 5379 nt
Organism: Mesocricetus auratus (golden hamster)
Lineage: Eukaryota; Metazoa; Chordata; Mammalia; Rodentia; Cricetidae
Product: KIAA0408 ortholog
Exons: 6
Coding region: 385-2334 (649 amino acids)
Source: RefSeq, a predicted model, not a curated record
CCAGAGUGCGAACUGCUCUAGAGUUACAGAGCUCUGGUUGGAAACAGGGGCCAGAAGGCCGCCUCCAAGUUCCUGACGUCACAGUAGCCCCAGCUGCUGUUGUGACAAUGAGCUGAGUGGCCCUUUGAUGGUGAAGUUUGAGAAGGGACUUGCAAGAACCGCUGUGCGAAUGGACGGACUUUGUUUUAAAAAGGAAUUAUUGAGACUGUUCUUUCAGACACCUAGCUCUCUGCUCCACUUAUUACAUUGCUAAACUGACCACACAGAGCCUGACCUGCUGCAGGACUGCCCCCAAGUACAAGAAGGCUUUAUUUUAAAGGCAAGUGAGACCCCUUCCAAUCAAACACUUCCACAUUUCCAAGAAACAGCUGAGAGAAGGCAGAGAUGAGCAGAGACCCCUUGGCUGACCCCCACACAGUUGCCAUGGACCUGCAUAAGCAGCGGGAGAACACAGAGGCCAACUGGCAUAAGGAAAAGAUGGAAUUACUGGACCAGUUUGAUAACGAAAGAAAAGAAUGGGAAAGUCAGUGGAAGGUCAUGCAGCAGAAGAUUGAACAGCUUUGCCAGGAAGUAAAGCUGAGGAGGAAAAUGAAUAUGAAUGAACCUUCUAAGGUCAUUGAUAUUGAUCAUGGUCAAAAUAAAAUGGAAUUUCCUCCAAAUCCCUCCGAUUCAGGACAACGUGAAUUUAGAGUGAGGAAUCAUCAAGAUGAUCUGGAAAAGGACCACAAACUAGAAAGGGACUUCCUCAGAGGAGGAAACCAAGCUUAUAAAAAACAAAACACACCCACAGGAAGCAAAGUCGGGCUUCUGAAUCCUUUGGCCACAGAAGAGGAGGCAUGUGAGGCAUGGUCUGGAGCGAGGACUUCUGAGGAGAGUAAAGAUUGUUCUGUCGCCCUUAACACAGCUCUUGAAGAACUUGCAAAAGUGAGUGAAGCAUUAUGCACCUUUCAAGAGGAAAUCCGAAAGCACCCUAACCACAGACGGAUGAAGUCAGAUUCUGUUCUCCGGGAAAUGCCCAAUGCAAUCCGUGUACCUCAUGGGGACCACUUGAUCAGUAAUGGCCAGAGCAUUCUUCCAACCAAUUUGGAGAAAGAAAAACAGCAAAAGAAUCAGAGCUGGGCUAAUGGAUUCCAAAACAAUUCUAUGAAAAACUGUGGAAUUGAUAUAAUUGAUUUACAAAGAAGUGAAAUACCACCAAUUCCUCCUCCAAGAAGUACCUCUCGAAAUUUCUCCAGCUCAUACUCUGAACAAACCCAAGAAAGACUGAAGGAAAGUUUAUACCACAGUUGGGUGGCCCAUGAGAAUCAAGACAAAAGGAAUUGCAGUCCUCAUUUCCUUUUGAGGCAGUCUCCAUUGUUUCCACAAGACAGAAGACUGAAAGACAGUACCAUGGUUUCCUCUUUGACACCAGAAGUCAAAAUAGAUAGCAAGCCUCCAGGUAAUGAAGACACUGGACUUAAUAUGUGGUCAUGUGACACUUUUAUAGGUACAAAGGAGAGCCCUUCUACACAGUCUCAAAAAGUUGGUUUCACCCCCCAUAAAGCAAAAUUUAAUAAGGUGAUUCCUGAUAACCCUACUAAAUAUCAUCUUGAUCAUCAUGUGAAAAAUGACUUUCUUCACUCACUGACACAGACAGACCCAUGCAGAAGUUACAACUGCAAUUUAGAAAAGACUCCAAGGAAUGAAAAGCUGGCAGCAAAGAUUGAUGAAUUUAACAGAACUGUAUUUAGAACAGACAGAAAUUGUCAAGCAGGACAGCAAAGUCAAAGCUACUCAAAACCACUUGAUUAUCUCCAUCUCUGUGAUAGCUCUACUGCUCAAACAGAUGAUGUAUCAGAAAGUGUCAGUGGGACUAAUGGCUUGAAAGCUAGUGACCAAAUGCCUGUGCCCAUGGAAAACAUGUUCAGUAAUUCCACAGAAGUAUCUGCAACAGGCCUGGUCAAACAAAUUCAGGCAUGUGUGAGUCCCAGCAGCUAUCAGCUCAUGUUCCACGAGCAUGAUUGGCGACCAAGCAAUUUUUCUAGCCGGCCAAAGUCAGCUGAUCCCAGAUCAAAUUAUGGUGUUGUGAAAAAGCUGCUGAAAACCUAUGAGACAGAGACGGGGUCUGCACAGCAAAACUCGAAAUGCUUCAGGGAUAACUGGACCAAAUGCGGUUCUGAUGAAUCCAUAGCAGUGAAAGCCUCAAAUGGAAAAGGAUUUUCCCGACCUGCUAGACCAGCCAAUCGCCGGCUCCCAUCCAGAUGGGCAUCCAGAUCACCAUCUGCACCCCCAGCCUUACGGAGGACUGCCCACAGCUAUAAAGUCUCUCUGCAAACCGCAGCCCAGAUGGUCUAGAUCUCUAGCCUGCAUUGCUGGAUUACAAAAGUUUUCAUCCCUUUUGCCAAACUGAAUAUUCAGCGUGUUUACAAACUGUCCUGUUCUCUUCUGCAUCUUUCAAGAUCACUGGGACAAGCGAUCUAACCCUAACUUUCCAUCAGUCUUCAGUGUUUUUAAUCUAUGAUAUAAUUUUCUCCUUGUAUUUUAAUUUCUUAGAUUAGAUUUUUAUUGCCAUCUUCAUUGACUUUCCAAAAUGAUUUAAGUUGACACAAUGUACAAUAUUGUAUAUUCUAACUUUCUUGCAAAUGCAGAAAACAAGGUUAUGUGCAUGGCCAUGUGUUUGUAGGUGCAUGUAUUGUCAUAGGAAUGUAUUUAGGUUAAAAAAAGUGCCAGUGUUGACUUUAAAUUAUAACAUGUAGACCUAUAAUUCUUUGUGUUUAUUUUACAGUUUUGAAAAUAUACAAUCCUAUUUAUAUAGUGCACACCUUUUAAUAGGUAUCCACCUAUGGCAUUUGACGUUCAUAUAUUAUUAACCACUUCCUUGGCCACCAACUGCAUUGAAAAAUAAGAAUUAUACACAAACAUUAGCAGUUUUCCAGAAGUCUUAUCUUAAAUAGCAUUUUAACCCAUAUGAAGAUAACUUGUAUUGUUUCUUGUUUGAAGAACAACAUCACAGGUUUAACAGAUCAGCCUUCUAAAGCAAGCAUAAGAUGCUCAUUUGUGCUUUUAUACAUCAUCUGGUAGUCUCACAUGGCUUUAACUAUAUACUUGAUUCUCAGAGCCAGUAUCGUAAGACUGCCUUAAUAAUGACAGGACAAAGUAAUGAAUUUAUUUUGUCAAUCUCAGUAACAAACAUUCCUUAAAUGACAUACAAAAAGGAAUUAAGUUGUGCUGAAUUUUACUUUUUGUUAAAAUUGUGGUAAGUUUUUUAGCUGCUUUAUCUGGAGUUCUGCCUCUGUAGAAGUAAGUCACUUGUUUUGAUUUUUCCCUUUUUCUAAUUGUUUCCCCAAAAUUAGUAGCUAAGAGAUGAAUUCACUUUUUUUAAAUAAAGAGGAUGAUCAGGAACAAUAUUUUAUUGACAGCUAAAUUAUGCUGUAUUUCUUAUACUGUGUAAAAAGGCCUUAAACUACAUUUGGGCAUUGAUAGUCACAUGAAAAACUGUGAUUUAUAGUUCGGCUACAAUUUGCUCACACCAGAUGCGUGAAAUCUUUACUGAUAAGUAGCAUGGAGGAAGCAGGAAAGUUGAGAUCCUUAGAAGCCUAGAAGGAUGAACUUCAAAGCCACUUUGUUGCCCAUCGUUCCCGUUUAUAGACAAUUAUGUUAUAUGGCUAGUUAAAUAUUAAUUCUACUUCACCCAAAAAAGAAACAGAUUCAGUGGCUGUUCUCCUUAGUAUACUCUAGCCACUAAGAGGAACCCACUUUAUGAUACCAAUCCCUGAAGUAAAGGAAGUAAUUUGUAAAUCACAGAUUGCCUUAGAAGGCUUGAGACAGUAGCAUAGUGAUGGCUAGAUUCUUGGUUUACAGGGAGAAAACUUCCAGGGCUUAAGUGGAAUUAAGUGUCUACAAUGUGAUUUUGGCACAAAUUGUGAAGGUUAUAGAUCCACUCUCUCAUUCUUGCUCCCAUCAGGGACUUUUCCUACCACAGGAGAGUAGUCAAGAUGGCAGGUGUUAAUUGCUCUGUACUUUUCCCCUAGAGGAGAGAAAUUACCAGAAAAGUGGUUCCUAGGGGCAGGAAAUGAUAAACUACAAAUAUUGCCAUGGGUAUUUCUGUUCCUCUGUGCCCCUGGGUCCCAGGCAGGACUCCUAGAUUCCAGGCAGUCUGGAAGUCAUCCAUAGGCCCCCCCAGGGUCAGGUCUGUUCCUCUGCUCCCCUGGAUCCCAGUCAGUCUGGGAGUGAUCUGUAGCUCCCAUCUUUAUGUUCAAACUAGAAUGUUGAGAUCUUUAAAAAUCGGAAGUCCCGAUCUCAUCUCAAAAAUAAUAAUGAAAGAUUUCCAACAGUAGGUGCCUGGAAUUCUUGGAGUCUUCAAUAAAACAAAACAGUGUAAACUAUUUGAUGGUCAGGGGUAACUGACUAAACCUGAAUGGGUUUGAACUUUGGAUAAUAUCUUUCAUCACUUAGUACUUUCCUUUGUUCUCAACAAACAAAAAAAUUGCAUUGCCAGGCUUCAUACGUUUAAGCCACAUUUUCUAUUAUCAUUUGGAUAAACCAAUGGGUCCAUUUUAAUACCUUCUAUCAGCUUGAAUGAUACACUAUUAGAGCUAAAAGAUUAACAUUUAGUCCAACUCCUUGAUUAGAAAGCUGAAGAAGCUAAGACAAAUUGAUUAGUCUAUGUUCUCUUUUAAAGCAAUUUAUAAUUUUUAUGAAAAAUUUACCAGAUAAGUGGAAAUUAUUAUUGAAAAUAUUUUUUGAAUUAUUGUUAUUUAUAACUGGUACUUUUUCUAUUCUGAGUAGAUAUUUUCCUCCCCAAAGUAUCACCUUUCAUUAUGCUAUCAUCCCUAGGUCUAAGAAUAUUUAACCAUUUGCAGGAAUAUUUCAUUAGGAAUAUCUAUUUAGAUAUGUUUUCCCUAGAAAGCUUUUGAAACAAAAAGUCUUUUUCACAAGGGAUUAUUGAAACUUCUAGCUGAUCUUCUAGCCGAGUACUUGAAGUCCUUUCUCUCUGUCUCUCUCUGUCUCUCUGUCUCUCUGUCUCUCUGUCUCUCUGUCUCUCUGUCUCUCUCUCUGUCUCUCUCUCUCUCUGUUUGCACUUUCAUGUACAUUUUGGAUAUUGCCUUAUAUCCCUAAACCAAAUAUAAAAGUAUAAGUGAUCAUUUGUAUUAUCCAGCACUUCAAACAUGAACCAUAACUUUCAUUUGUCCCCAAAGUGUGAUUUACUUCUACAUAAAUGAUUUAACCAGUCACCCCAAAGUCCCCAAAAAACAAAAUAUCCAAAAAAUCUGGUCCCAUAAAGAGUAUUAAACAUCUUUAACUUAUUUUAUUUUAGGUACAUUUUCUGAUAAAAAUAUUAUUUGAUAUGGAAACCUUCAGCCCUUGGAAGUUAUUAAAUAAAAUAAGUUUGGAAACACC